AUUCUAUCCAUCCAUACUUUCUGUAAAUUCAUUUAUAGUGUGAUACGUAUAUUUAUCGUAAAAGCUAAAUGAUUUUAUUUAAUUAGAAUUGAUUUUGUUAAUUAAAUAUACGAAAGAAGAAUAAUACCAUGCGCUCCUUUUCAAAAUGAGUAGUUUGUAAUCAAGGACGAUGAAGGCGUUUAAACUUAUAGUCCACCAAAACAGCUUCAGUCCUGUGGACUUAAUAAUCAGUUUAAAAGAUUAUUCUGGACUUAAAGAAAAAGACAUAGUGGAAAUAUACCACCCUGAAAAUGACUAUCCCAGGCUGCUGCUACAAGUAAUUAAGGAUGCCCCAGGGAGAGGCAGAGAUACCAUCAGUGUGGAGCAAAGCAUCGCCACCACAUUCCAACUGCGGACAUUUGCUGAUGUUUAUGUAAACAUAGUGAAUGUGCCAGAUGUGGCCCUGGACUCCGUAGAGCUCACCUUCAAGGACCAGUACAUGGGUCGCUCGGAGAUGUGGAGGCUGAAGAAUCACUUGGUCAGUACAUGUGUAUACCUCAACAAAAAGAUAGAGUACUGUGGCGGUGCCAUAAGAUGUCAGGUCUACGAGAUGUGGUCACAGGGCGACCGCGUGGCCUGCGGAGUUAUCACCGAAGAUACGAAAAUCGUCUUCAGAUCGUCGACCUCCAUGGUGUAUCUGUUCAUACAGAUGUCCUCUGAAAUGUGGGAUUUUGAUAUACAUGGGGACUUGUACUUUGAGAAGGCUGUGAAUGGGUUCCUUGCUGAGCUUUUUACGAAAUGGAAGAAAAACGGUAGCAACCAUGAAGUGACAAUUGUGCUAUUUUCGAGAACAUUCUACAAGGCUAAGUCUUUGGAAGAGUUUCCACAACAUAUGAAAGAAUGCCUGCAAAAAGACUACAGGGGCAGGUUUUACGAAGACUUCUACAGAGUGGCAGUUCAAAAUGAGCGUUACGAGGACUGGUCGAAUGUGCUCCUGCAGCUAAGGAGAUUGUUUACCGACUACCAGAAAAUCGUCCUUCAAUAUCACGAGAGGCCUAACAUGGAGAUUCCAACUGCUAUCAACUCAACUGCGGCGCAGGGGAACUUCCUUGAAGUUCUCAAUAUGAGCUUGAAUGUAUUCGAAAAACACUACCUAGACAGAUGUUUCGACAGGACCGGUCAGCUCAGCGUAGUCAUAACCCCCGGAGUCGGCGUGUUCGAAGUGGACAGGGAACUGACAAACGUCACCAAACAACGAAUCAUAGACAACGGUGUCGGCAGCGACUUGGUCUGCGUUGGCGAACAACCUCUACAUGCCGUCCCACUCCUAAAGUUUCACAACAAAGACAAUAACCUCAACUCCAUAGACGAUUACUCCAUGCCUCAUUGGAUCAACUUGUCGUUUUACUCUACGAACAAAAAAGUUGCAUACUCUAACUUCAUUCCAAGAAUAAAAUUACCGCCUCGUAAGAGUCAAGAGCCGCUUAAAAAAAUGUACGAAGAUGAGAGAAAAAGCAAGCUUUUAAAGGAGGACGAAUAUAUGCACAAUUCUAUAUUUGAUUAUGAUGCGUAUGACGCGCAAGUAUUUCAAUUGCCACCGGCGCAUAGCACUUGUGUGCAGAGGGUUGCUCGAACUAAGAAGACCUCGGUAGCUGGCCUGGAAGGCUUGAGGAGGAGCCCGCCUGCGUCCAUCGCACACAGGAAAAUGUCCGAUCCUGACAUCCACCACAGCCUUGGAGACAUUCUGUCUACAGGAAUCAAACGUUGCGAUUCCGGUUGUGACACACCGGACUCGCCCACCGGCGCGCGGCUUUCACCACGGAGUUCCAUCUCAACCCACAAGCCCGUCAUAAGAACGGGACGAGCAUUGAUCAAUCCCUUCGAUCCGUCACAUGUCACCGUCAAACUGACUAGUAAUAGGCGGCGGUGGACGCAUAUAUUCCCUAAAGGACCAACUGGAGUGUUGAUACAGCAGCAUCACUACCAAGCGCGACCGGCCGGCGAGCAUCCGUCCAGAACCGAAAACCAUCGUAACAACACCCGAGAAAGCCACCGAGAAAGCCAUCGAGAGAGCCACCGGGAGCGACGGGAGAGCCACCGAGAAAACUUGCCUAAAGAAAAUGGGUCGCCCAUGAUCAAUAAUAACCAUCCUAUUUACCAGGUCGACGGCAACAUAAUAUCCCAAAGCCGCAAACGCAUGAUCAGCGCUUCAGGUGCCCUGAACAUUCUGGGCACUGUAUUAGGCCCACCGUCCACCAACAAUGCAUCCCUGGCUUUGCUAUGGGGCGCUACUGGCGAGCAGGAGUGGACACCCGCCCUUACUACAGCGAACCGAGCCAUAGGCGUGGAUUGGAAAUCGCUUACCAUCCCAGCUUGCCUGCCGAUCACAACCGACUACUUUCCUGACAAGCGGUCCCUUCAGAACGACUAUCUUGUGUCAGACUAUAACCUGCUGCCUGAUGAUGUGAAUGCCGACUUUGCACAGAACAGGGCCAUUUACAAGGAACCUUUGACUACUAUGGAAGUUUUUAAAGAGUUGGUGUCGCAGAGGUUGGCUCAGGGCUUCCAAUUGAUAGUGGGCGUAAGUGAUAGUGACGUGAUUGAAGCACAUUGUCCGUCGACACCUGCGCCGCCGCCUUCCAAGGUGGCACCGCAACACAGCAAACCUGUCAACCAGGCGCCUACAAAGAGGUUCCUACUGUCCAUCGGCAGAAUAUUCCAUAAGCUGACCCUCGUCGGCUCCACCAUCACAGUCACGAGAUACCGACCGAGACAUCCGUACCCGCCGUUCAACAUCCACUACCGGUACCGGUUCCACGCGCCGAACCACGACACGUACGAGGUGUCCUGGGUGUCCUUCACCACCGAGAAGCUGGAGAACUACAACUGGAACUACAUGGACCACUACAUCUGCACACGCGGCGACACCGACUUCGCUCUUGUUGAGGCUCUCAAAUACUGGCGGUUCCGCACCCUCCUAUUGCCUCUUCACAACCCAGCCACCAAGCAAAUCCUUGAAGACGAGUCCACUCACUGCGACAUUUACCCCACGCCCACGCGACAAGACUUGGACCAGCUCACUGACGGAUUCCUCAAAAUGACAGAAUCCUACUUCAAUAAGGUCAAACGACCUAAUAAGCAGAGGAUGGCGCUCGGCGGCUGCGACAGCGCGCUCACGCGGCGGCGCCACUCCACCUCCAUCCUCAGGCCCAGCGCCCAGGGCGGAGUGAGCUCGCCGUUCCGCGAGCGCGUCGGCAGCACCCGGCUACCGGACCGGCCGCGGCUGCGCGUCGAGGCUAUGGCGGCGGCGAAAACUGUUUUAGAGAGGACCCAAUCACAAACAGGCGAAUCGGACGACACAUACGAUGACAGCGUGGUAGAACCGAAGCUGAAAUCAACCGCAUCGCUAGCAGACAUCGUGGAGCGCAUGCGGCACCCGCAGCUGGGCGUGGGCUUCCUACAGCAGACCGUGAGCCUGCCGUCGCACGCCUUCGUCUCCAUAUACGCCAUACACUGGCUCCAGGCUAAUGUGGAAGGCGUAACUUAUGAGAAGGCCGCGCAAAUCAUGGAGAAAAUGUUACAAGAGAAAAUGAUAUGCCACGCUUCUGGCGAUACUACCAAGCGUUUUGUCGUUGGGUACUACAUGUAUCACAUCCUACCUCAGAAGACAGACAAAGACCCAACAGACUACGUGCGCCCCCUCGGCGACCUCCAAAGCUUCGAGAACGAGUGGAUGGAAGUGGAAGUCCUCGGGCCACGAUCCCCGCUCGUGCCGCACGAGGCUAGCUCGGGCGCCUUAGACAUCUCCGGCUGCAGCCCACAAACCGACCUCACCGGCGUGCCCGCCUUCCUGUGCGACAAUAUCGACCCCGACUACAUGCACUGCGACAACGAUAACGACAUGCCACUCUACAAGAACACACAUCUCGAUAUCGAUGUGAACAACAAGAGCGACCGCAUUGAGUGGGGUCAUGCACGCUACCAGGCCACGUUUAGACCCGACCAAGCUUAUGAGAUGUGUAUACAGUGGGCCGUCGCGUCAGGGAACAUCGUCGCCGAACUGAUCUUUGGCUGGGCUCGCAAAGCUCAGAACUGCCGUCUACAGAUGGUCCCGAUCCCAGCGGACCCUCUCGCCUUGCCGUUCACGCUCAAGUCGGACCCUCUGCGCGGACCGAUCUACGUGCCGCUCAACGAGGAACCGCUGCUUAGGAACAAGAAUGCGCUGUUUGAAGGUUUCCCAGAAGACACUUGGCUCGAGCGACUAUUCCUCUUCCAAGAGGCGAUAGUCGGUCGGUUCGGCUUCAUAAAGUGCACGGUGGAGAGCACGUCGCACGCGGCCGGCGUCGGCGACCACCUGUACGUGCACGUGACCGGCAACAUGUUCAUCCUGAUCAUCACCACGGUCAAGAGCGAGCAGAAGGCGAGGGGGACGCGCCGCGCCAACAAGCCGCUUAACGCCAGCAGGUAUCCUGUGCAUUUUGAAGCGGCGCCCAGCCCACACGAGGCCUACAUAACGCGGCACGUGAGCGGCAAGAACAAAGAUGACUACGACAACAGUCGACGAAUGGGAUUCCUAUGGUCCUGGAAUCACAUGAUAUCGAAGAAGUGGAAAUGGUCGCAGUACCCGGCGACCGGAGACGAAGCCUUCCAAACGCGAAUGCUGCGAGACUUCAAACACUUCUGUGCCAACCAGGAGCAGCGACUUAGCCAGUUUUGGGAUCAGUGCUGGGAGCUUCAAGAGAAAGCCCAUGGAAUUGAUUUAGAAUAAUUAUUUUUAAUAUUGGAAACCAAAAAUAUUUAACUAUUAAAUAUAAGCAUUUUUUACGUUACAA
This is a messenger RNA of Cydia strobilella, 4811 nucleotides long. It is a transcript of the gene Iml1, whose product is annotated as GATOR complex protein Iml1. The transcript has 28 exons. The record is from RefSeq and is a predicted model, not a curated record. Gene Ontology annotation, cellular component: GATOR1 complex; lysosomal membrane. Lineage: Eukaryota; Metazoa; Arthropoda; Insecta; Lepidoptera; Tortricidae. Gene Ontology annotation, molecular function: GTPase activator activity. Gene Ontology annotation, biological process: positive regulation of autophagy; cellular response to amino acid starvation; negative regulation of TORC1 signaling. The coding region runs from base 170 to 4747 and encodes 1525 amino acids.